This is a messenger RNA of Paecilomyces variotii, 2060 nucleotides long. Its product is annotated as P-loop containing nucleoside triphosphate hydrolase protein. Gene Ontology annotation, cellular component: nucleolus. The transcript is spliced from 3 exons. The coding region runs from base 80 to 1717 and encodes 545 amino acids. Gene Ontology annotation, molecular function: GTP binding. NCBI's taxonomy places the organism in Eukaryota, Fungi, Ascomycota, Eurotiomycetes, Eurotiales, Thermoascaceae. The record is from RefSeq and is a predicted model, not a curated record.
GUUCCCUUUCUUUUUUUUUUUUUUUUUUGCUGAACCCUCCAUCUUAGAAAACAGGGAAGGGGUUUGCAAAUUUUUCAAUAUGACUAAGUUGGGCAAGAGCUCCAAGCGGGUGCCUGUCCGGUUGCGACACAAGAUCGAGAAAGCCAGCGCGGCGAAGAAGAGAAAGGAAAGAAAGUUGGCGAAGAAGAAUCCCCAAUGGCGUUCUAAGAUCAAGAAGGACCCUGGCAUCCCCAAUCUCUUCCCAUUCAAGGAUAAGAUUCUCCACGAUAUUGAAGAGAAGAAGCGCCUGAAGCAGGAAGAGCAGCAGCGUCUCCGGGAAGAGGCCCGCGCCCGCCGUAAGGGCGAAGCGCAAGAAAACGAGGCCGAAGAUGAAGAAGUUGCUGACAUGGUCGAGGACGACGAGGAUUUGAUUGAUGAUGACGAUGAGAUGCAAGAUGAUGGAGACGGUUCGAAUCCCAUGGCAGCUCUGCUCGCAUCAGCGAGAGCAAGGGCCGCGGAAUACGAAGAAGAUCACGAAGACUCUGACGACGAUGAGAUGGACGAUGACGAGGACGAUGAAAUGGAUGAGGAUGAUGAAGAUGGUGGCGCGCGUCUUGCUGUCGAUGAUAUUCCUUCUCUGGCAGCGCAAAGUGCUUCAAAGGAGAGUUCGAGAAAGGCCUUCGACAAGGUAUUCAAGCAGGUUGCUGAGGCUGCGGAUGUCAUUCUCUACGUCCUUGACGCCCGAGACCCAGAGGGCACAAGAUCGAGAGAGGUGGAACGUCAGAUUAUGGCUGCGGAGGGUGGAUCCAAACGACUGAUCCUCAUUCUCAACAAGAUCGAUCUCGUCCCUCCUCCCGUGCUCAAGGCAUGGCUGAUCCAUUUGCGACGAUACUUCCCUACGCUGCCUCUGAAGGCAUCCAAUGGUGCCCCUAAUGCCCACAGCUUUGACCACAAGCAACUUACAGUGAAGGGUACUGCGGAAACGCUUUUCAAGGCGCUCAAGACCUACGCGCACAGCAAACAGCUCAAGCGAGCUAUCUCGGUCGGCGUCAUCGGCUACCCCAACGUUGGAAAGUCUUCCGUUAUCAACGCUCUUACUGCCCGUCUCAACAAGGGAUCGAGCAACGCCUGCCCUACCGGUGCGGAGGCUGGUGUUACCACUAGUCUGAGAGAAGUCAAACUGGACAGCAAGCUGAAGCUUAUCGACUCCCCAGGUAUCGUCUUCCCGAAUGCGGGUAGGUCUGGCAAGAAGUCGAAGAAGCAGGACGAGCAGGCCCGUCUUGUCCUUCUGAACGCUCUUCCCCCUAAGCACAUUGAGGAUCCUAUUCCUGCUGUCAAUCUUUUGUUGAACCGCCUUUCCUCCUCUGAGGUUCUCUUCGAAAAGUUGCUCAAGGUUUACAACCUCCCACCGCUCUUCCCUACCGGCGGCGAUAGAACCACCGACUUCCUGAUCCAAGUUGCCCGGAAACGAGGCCGUCUGGGUAAGGGUGGCGUGCCCAACAUCAACAGUGCCGCGAUGACGGUGAUUACGGACUGGCGUGAUGGCCGAAUCCAGGGCUGGGUCGAGGCACCUGUUCUCCCAGUUGUGGCUGCAACCACUGGCUCUGAGGGUAGCACUGCUGCCGCACCAGGUGCUGACACAAAGCAGAUCGUGACAGAGUGGGCCAAGGAGUUUAAGAUCGAGGGUCUGUGGGGUAAUGGCGAGGGAGAGGGAGAGGAUGAGGAGAUGGUCGAGUAGUUCCCUUCGACUGAUCUUUUUGUCUUUGUCUGCCAAGGAAGUUUAUCUACCUGUGAUAUUCAAUGUUUGUCCGAUUUCCGCUCAUGGAUGGAUACCAUACCAAAAAGGGAGGCGUUUGGCCGGCUUUCAUACAUAGAAUUCAUUAUUGAAUGGGAUUAUCUGUUUUGCCAGUGUAGCCAUGUUGACAAAGUCGAUUCCUACUUAUGCGUGUAUGAUCAUAAUACCUGAUGAGUGUCACGACCCGAUUUCUAGAGUGUACUCCAGGAGCUAGACCGCUACGCUACUGGCAAAAGACUAGGAUAUUCUGAUAACUACUGCACUCCCUUAUAUAGUCAUAUGUAGC